Carassius auratus (goldfish) is the source of this 901-nucleotide messenger RNA. RefSeq names its product chymotrypsin-like protease CTRL-1. Lineage: Eukaryota; Metazoa; Chordata; Actinopteri; Cypriniformes; Cyprinidae. Gene Ontology annotation, molecular function: serine-type endopeptidase activity. Gene Ontology annotation, biological process: proteolysis. The transcript is spliced from 7 exons. The record is from RefSeq and is a predicted model, not a curated record. Bases 92 to 883 code for a protein of 263 amino acids.
CCAUGUCACAGAUCGAUCAGCUGCUGGAAAUGAUAUAAAAGCAAGAGAGAGCACCUACAGAUACAUCAGUGAGAUAUAUCACACACUCAUCAUGACCUUCACCAUCUUCUCCAUCACCUGUCUUGCCCUGGUGGCCUCUGCUCUGGGUUGUGGAGUCCCUGCGAUUAAACCGCAGACGAUCGGCAGCAGGAUUGUGAACGGACAGAAUGCCAUCUCUGGUUCUUGGCCCUGGCAGGUCUCUCUCCAGCUCCCCAGUAGAUUCCACAUCUGCGGAGGAUCCUUGAUCAAUGAGAACUGGGUUCUCACUUCUGCCCAAUGCGCUGUCGUUGCUGACUAUCAUAGUGUCAUUCUUGGAGAACAUAAUCGUGUCUCCAAUGCUGAACGCAUCCAGGUCAAACCAGUUUCCAAGGUCAUCACCCAUCCGCUGUACGACAUGGAAACCUUCGACAAUGACAUUGCUCUGCUGAAACUGUCGUCUCCAGUCACAUUCACUCCUCGUAUCUCUCCUGUAUGCCUGGCCGAAUCAAACGCCAGCAUCGUGCCUGGAACCCGCUGCUUCACCACUGGCUGGGGUAAAACGGGCACCACAUCAAACCCUAUGAUCCUGCAGCAAACAAGCAUACCUAUCAUAAGUCCUGCUGUCUGCAGGCAGUUGUGGGAUCCGAGCACAAUCACUGAUGCCAUGAUCUGUGCUGGAGCCUCUGGUUCCUCGUCUUGCCAGGGUGAUGCUGGUGGUCCUCUGGUGUGUGAGAGUUCAGGGGUCUGGACACUGGUGGGCUCUGUGUCUUGGGGAAGAAGCACUUGUGACCCCCGUUUCCCUGCAGUUUACACCAACAUCUCCAAAUUGCACUCUUGGAUCAAUGAGACAAUUUCUUCCAACUAGAUCACCAGUCUGAAUAUU